Molecule: messenger RNA, 4029 nt
Organism: Lacerta agilis (Sand lizard)
Lineage: Eukaryota; Metazoa; Chordata; Lepidosauria; Squamata; Lacertidae
Gene: KCNB2
Product: potassium voltage-gated channel subfamily B member 2
Exons: 3
Coding region: 268-3018 (916 amino acids)
Biological process (GO): potassium ion transmembrane transport; protein homooligomerization
Cellular component (GO): voltage-gated potassium channel complex; membrane
Molecular function (GO): protein binding; delayed rectifier potassium channel activity
Source: RefSeq, a predicted model, not a curated record
CAAACCCAUCUCUCCCUCUCCCGCCUCUGCCACCGCGGAUUGUCAACAGAUCAUUUGCAAAGGAAACCUGAGAGCAACCCCCUCUUGAAAGGCAGCGGGGGAUUCCGGAGCCUUUGUGCUUUCCCUCGCCAGUGUUUAUGCUGAGCGUGGUCUGUCUCAGGAAGCUUCAGAAAUGGAGGACCCUAUUUGAAGAGGACCCAACCUGACCCAAUCUUACUUGUGCUUCUCCCCUAAAGACUCUGGCGUUGCUGCUGCUUCCUUGUCAGGAUGGCCGAAAGGGCUCCUCCAGGGAUAAACAAAAAAUCUUCAAGGUCUACCCAGUCCCUUCCACCAGAACCAGUGGAAAUAAUCCGGAGCAAAGCGUGUUCAAGGAGAGUCAAAAUCAACGUAGGGGGGCUCAACCAUGAAGUUCUAUGGAGGACUUUAGAUAGACUUCCACGAACACGCUUAGGGAAGCUUAGAGACUGCAACACAAAUGAAUGCUUACUAGAAGUAUGUGAUGACUAUAAUCUCAGUGAGAAUGAAUAUUUCUUUGAUAGACACCCGGGUGCUUUCACCUCCAUUUUGAAUUUCUACAGGACGGGGAAGCUACACAUGAUGGAGGAAAUGUGUGCCCUCUCUUUUGGCCAAGAGCUAGACUACUGGGGGAUUGAUGAGAUAUACUUAGAAUCUUGUUGCCAGGCAAGAUACCAUCAGAAGAAAGAGCAAAUGAAUGAAGAGCUAAGGAGAGAGGCAGAGACACUGAGAGAAAGAGAAGGGGAAGAGUUUGACAAUGCCUGCUGCCCAGAGAAAAGGAAAAAACUAUGGGACUUGCUGGAGAAACCUAACUCAUCAGUUGCUGCAAAGAUUUUGGCCAUUGUAUCUAUUUUGUUCAUUGUACUGUCCACCAUUGCUUUGUCACUCAACACUCUACCUGAGCUUCAAGUAAUUGAUGAAUUUGGACAACUAAAUGACAACCCCCAGCUAGCACAUGUAGAAGCUGUGUGUAUAGCUUGGUUCACUAUGGAGUACCUUUUGCGUUUCCUGUCAUCUCCAAACAAGUGGAAGUUCUUCAAAGGUCCAUUAAAUGUGAUUGACUUGCUGGCCAUUUUACCCUACUAUGUCACCAUUUUCCUCACAGAAUCCAACAAAAGUGUGCUGCAGUUCCAAAAUGUCCGCCGUGUUGUUCAGAUAUUCCGUAUUAUGAGGAUACUCAGGAUCCUUAAACUUGCCAGACACUCAACAGGCCUUCAGUCUUUAGGAUUCACACUCAGGAGGAGUUACAAUGAAUUGGGUUUAUUGAUAUUAUUUUUAGCAAUGGGUAUCAUGAUAUUUUCCAGUCUUGUAUUUUUUGCCGAGAAAGACGAAGAUGCUACAAAGUUUACUAGUAUCCCUGCAUCAUUUUGGUGGGCCACCAUCACUAUGACUACAGUAGGUUAUGGUGAUAUAUAUCCUAAGACUUUACUAGGUAAAAUUGUUGGAGGAUUGUGUUGCAUUGCCGGAGUGCUAGUAAUUGCUCUACCAAUUCCCAUCAUAGUAAACAAUUUCUCUGAGUUUUAUAAGGAGCAAAAACGGCAGGAGAAAGCCAUUAAACGAAGGGAGGCACUUGAGCGAGCAAAAAGAAAUGGAAGCAUUGUCUCAAUGAAUCUAAAAGAUGCCUUUGCCCGCAGCAUGGAACUGAUUGAUGUAGCUGUGGAUUCCGGUAAGACUGAGGAAGCAGCCAACUCCAAGGAAACCCCUGACGAUAACCACUUAUCUCCAAGCCGGUGGAAAUGGGCCAGAAGGACAAUGUCUGAAACAAGUUCUAAUAAGUCCUUGGAGAAUAAAUAUCAGGAAGUGAGCCAGCAAGAUACCAACGAAAAGCUCAACAAUAUUGUCACAGCCUCCAGCCCCCAACACUUGAGUGCUCAGAAACUCGAAAUGUUAUACAAUGAAAUUACUAAAACUCAGUCUCAGCCUAACCUCAAUGCCAACUACCAAGGCCCAUCAGCGAAACCUCCUUUAUAUGAGGAGGAAAUUGAAAUGGAAGAGGUUGUUGGGCAAGGAGAACCAUCCAUGUCAGGGCCCAGAGACAUAGUGACGGACAUGAGAAGCAUUUCCAGCAUUGAUAGCUUUGCCAGCUGUGCAACUGAUUUCACUGAGACAGAUCGGUCUCCCUUGCCCCCAUACUCUGGUUCUCACCUGCAGCUAAGGUUCCCACCUGACUCUGUCCAUUUGGAAGACCAAAGAGCAAAGAGUUCUCAGUUUUUAUCACACACCAAGGAUAAAAUGUUUGCCCCCAGAGACGUCACCUUUGAGUACUCCCCAGUCGAUACGGCCAUGAACAUGGAUAACGCUGGCUCCCAGUCUCUGCUUCAUGGCCCUUUGCACUUUGACAGCUCCAUGUUAAGUCCCAAAAGUUCUCUCAAAGGAAGCAAUCCAUUAAAAGCAAGGUCCCUUAAGGUUAAUUUUCAGGAAAACAGAGGUGGUGCUCCACAAACACCACCGAGCACUGCAAGGCCACUUCCAGUAACGACAGCGGCAGAUUUCAUGCAAUCCACCCCUCCUCAGCAUAUCAGCACCAUUCUCUUAGAAGAGAAUUCACCACACGGCGACAGGCCCUUGCUGGGUGCUGAUGCUUCCAUGGUUUGCCAGAGCAUUCCUAAGAAAUCGUCCCCUUCUCUGUUUCCAAAACAAAAGCUUUUUACUUUCCCUUCCAAAGAGAGGAGGAGCUUCACCGAAAUGGACACUGGAGAAGAAGACGACUUCAUGGAGAUUCCUGGCAUGACAAGACAUGACAAAGAGCAGGAUAUCAAGACAAACUGCUAUGGGGAAAAACACAAAGAUGGGAACCAUUUAACAGAAGAGCCUCGAGUCAGCUCUUCUUCCCCCAAAAUCUUGGGGCAAAACUGUACACAAGACAUUUACUGUGUCGGGGGGGAUGUAAAAGGAGACAAUAGCCAAGAAAGUCACAAAAUGGAAAACCACUUGUUUCCCCCAGAAAUCCAUACAAAUCCUGGAGAAACUGGCUACUGUCCCACACGGGAAACCAGCAUGUGACUAGUCAGGAGAGCAAUAAUGACAAAAACUGAUUUCUUAAAACCACAAUUAGUAAUGCCUAUGAACUAAAACAUGGGAAGCCUCAGAAGUAAAAAAAAAUAAAAAUGUUAUUUUUGCAUGGCAUGAAGAGUUGAUUAGUUUAAGUACUGUUUAAUUUAAAAGUGGAAAUUGCUUUUUUUGUAACAAAAAGGGAGAAAAAAAUCAGUUAAAAAAAUGAUGCAAGAACAGUGAGUAAAAUAAAGAGCUCUUUUAGGAGCCCAUAUUCUGCAAUGUCUGACAUUUUUGGUCCUUUCACUAAUGAUUGUAGAUAAGUUUUUUUUUAAAAAAAAUAUUUUAACUUUUUUGCUCUUGGUUAUAAUGAAUUUUGGGAAUUUGCACAUGAAAGGAUGAAAUGCCGAUGCAUGUGUUCAUAAUGGUGUGAAACAAGGUGCUUUGAGCCUGCAAAAUGCAUACAUUUGUAAAUAGUUUGGGUUUGUGGGGAGAUCUACAGUUAUCAAGGAUAUGUGGAAAAUACGUUUCCUGGGACACAGGUACUUCCUUCACAGUUUGCUGCCUGGAGGAUUUGUACAGACUUAUGUUGCAAAAUUGCAACUUCUUCUUAAAGCAUCUCACCUAUCUUGCUUUCUGUUUAAAAGCUCAUAAAGUAUAAGCUGUUUGUUUAAGUAAAUGACAGUGUUUUCUCAUCUAUCUGUGAAGUAAAUAAUAGCUCAAAUUAUUUUUAUUUGCAUAGAUUUCACAGAUAAAUUUGCAAGUUUUGAGUAGAAUUCUAUUUAGACUGUGCAAGAUUUAAUGACCAGAAAUUGAAAACUUGAUAUAAGAACUGCCAAAAUCAAAACAAAGACAAGGACACCGUUAUGUUACAUAAUAAAAUUAUUUCUAUGGCAAUGAAAUGUGCCAAAUGGCCAUGAAAAAUGAUUAUUUUAUAUUUAAAAGUUCAAAAGUUUGUAUUACAGUUACUAUUGCUGUAUGCACUAUUGUUAAUAUCUUAUUUUUUUUAAAAAUGAAGUUUUU